CACUUCCGAUAACCAUUUGUUAUUGCCCGUUAGCUUAACGCAACGGGGGGCAACAGCGAGCGAAGCUACCAGGUUGUAAAGUGCAACAAAAUGAAAGCUUUCGGAUAACUUUGCUUUUUUGUUACCGCGCAGACACGGAUUUACUUUGUUGGCUAAACUGUUAUCGUGUCAUUUGUGUGCCUGGGAAGAUCCAGUGGGCUACACUGAAACCCGUCGGGCCUCGUCGUCGUGGCCCAGCAGGACUCGAGUGAAGUUGGAGCCAAACUUCUGCUUCCUCCAGCGGCUCUCUGCAGGGCUCGGGGCUCCUGUCACCGGCCCUGUGGAUGAGGAAGUGACUCUAAAUCUACCAGGAGAAAGGAAUCCCUUUGAUGGGAGAAUCCUCUUUCCUGGCCUCCUGGGUCAAUCCCCGUGCCAUAAAGAUGGAUGAGCAGGAGGCGCUGAACUCGAUCAUGCAGGACUUGGCCGAACUGCACCGCUCUAGCCGCCCUGCCACGUUCCUGUCGGACCUGGGCAAACCCAAAGCCUCCUCGCCCAAAAACCAGAACGAUGUCAGAGUGAAGUUCGAGUUCAAAGGGGAGAAGAGGAUCUUGCAGUUCUCUCGACCCGUCAAGCUGGAAGACCUGAAGGCGAAAGCCAAAGUGGCUUUCGGUCAGACGAUGGACCUUCACUACACCAACAAUGAGUUGGUGAUUCCGCUGACCACUCAGGAUGACCUGGACAAGGCUGUGGAGCUGCUGGAUCGCAGCGUUCACAUGAAGAGCCUGAAGAUCCUCCUGGUGCUCCAGAUCUCCUCACAGAAUUCUUCCUCCAAUAUGGACCUCUUGCCGUCCCACGAGGAGCUGGACAACACGAGAUUCAGGGUCGCUGACAAGAAGAGUAUGCUCGCUUUGCUAGGCUCCCAUUCGACGGACCGCAGCUCCCCUCCACCAGGAUACAUUCCCGACGCACUCCAGCAGGUGGCGAGGAACGGCUCCUUCACCAGCAUCAACAGCGAGGGCGAGUUUAUCCCAGAAAGUAUGGACCAGAUGCUGGACCCGCUGUCGAUGAGCAGUCCGGAGAACUCUGCGUCUGGAAGUUGUCCCUCUUUAGACAGCCCUCUGGACAGCGACUACCCGAAGUCCAGGAUGCCGCGAGCACAGAGCUACCCAGACAACCACCAGGACUUUCCAGAGUACGACAUCCCAGUGUUUGAGAAGUCGGGGAAAGGUGGGACGUACCCUCGACGAUACGGCAUUCCCUUCGGCCUUCAAGAUUACAGUGAUGGGAGGAAGACCUUCCCACGGGCUCGGCGUACACAGGUCCACGGCUUCCGCUCGCCUGUUAACUUCAGCCCGACUGAGCAGUCGCCCAGCACCAGCAGCGGCAGCAGUGUCUUCACCCCCGACCUAGAGGAGGCCCCGGGGCCCGCCAGGAGGCCGCGGAGGGGCAGCGACAUUGAACCCAACCCUAACCCAACGGCCGCUCCAACCCUGUCUGUAAUGGACAUCAGCCCACCCAGCCGCUCUCCACGCGCCCCAACAAACUGGCGUCUCGGAAAGCUCCUGGGUCAGGGGGCCUUUGGACGGGUUUUUCUCUGUUAUGACGCCGAUACUGGACGGGAACUGGCGGUCAAACAGGUCCAGUUUGACCCGGAGAGUCCGGAGACCAGCAAGGAGGUGAGCGCCUUAGAGUGUGAAAUCCAGCUCCUGAAGAAUUUGUGCCACGAGCGGAUUGUCCAGUACUACGGCUGUCUGCGAGACACAAUGGAGCGAACGCUCUCCAUCUUCAUGGAGUACAUGCCUGGCGGCUCCAUUAAGGACCAGCUAAAGUCAUACGGAGCGCUGACGGAAAACGUGACGCGCCGAUACACCCGUCAGAUCCUAGAGGGGGUUUCCUACCUGCACAGCAACAUGAUUGUCCACAGAGACAUCAAAGGGGCCAACAUCCUUCGUGACUCGGUGGGUAACGUGAAGCUGGGAGACUUCGGGGCCAGCCGCCGGCUGCAGACCAUCUGUCUGUCAGGGACAGGCAUCAUGUCUGUGACCGGCACCCCCUACUGGAUGAGCCCAGAAGUUAUCAGUGGAGAGGGAUACGGCAGGAAGGCUGACAUCUGGAGUGUUGGCUGCACCGUAGUGGAGAUGCUGACGCAGCGACCCCCGUGGGCGGAGUUUGAGGCCAUGGCGGCCAUCUUUAAGAUUGCCACCCAGCCCACCAACCCCGUGCUCCCUGCCCACGUGUCGGACCACUGCCGAGAGUUCCUCAAACGGAUCUUUGUAGAGACUAAACAGCGGCCGUCUGCUGAUGAGCUACUGAGGCACAUCUUUGUACAUUAACCCCUGAACCUUUAACCCCAACCCCCCACCCCCCCCCCUGCCUGCUGAACUGCCAGAUACGGCCUUGCCCGAUGGGGCGUCUGACCCCGCCCCUGCCCCCUCCACGCUGAAACCAUAUUGGACCAGGACAAACUGGCUGGAAGAAGGUGGGGUGUGUCGAGGGUGUGUCUGUCUCUGUUUGUAUGAGACUGCCAUAGAGGACAUGAAUUUUUAUUUUAUUUUUCUCCGCAAGUUGCACCUUAAUUUCUCAAACAAGGAGGGAUGGAGCACUUCCUCCUGAAGCGAUGAAAACGUCUCCUUUUUAAUGUUUGUACGUCAAGCGUUUGGGAGUGGGAUAGUGUCGGUGUUGUGGACCUACAGGAGGGGAUGCCUGACUCUGGAGUGGCCCUGCCCCCCCCCCCCACCCUCCCCCCCCUUCUCGCUGACCUGACCCCAGAAUGUAGUCUCCUGCCAAAAGCCAGAGCGCCGGUGAUGACCUGGGCCCGCUGCUAAAGACGAAACGAACCCCCUAGAUGCAGAGAACACUCCCCGAAAACGGUUUCCACUCACAUUGCCCUCAUCCCUCCUCCUCUUCCUCUCGGUCUUUCUGAUCUGUCAGACGAAAUGUUUUGUCGGUCUGCUUCACUGUCUGUGUACUACCUUCCCUCCUCUUCCUCCUCCAUCUUUGCCGUGUGCCUUUUCUGUUUUUUAAAACGCAGUGCUGGAGCGAGUCUUGAGUACAUGGAUCAUUUCCGUCGUUCUUACCCUCAAGGUUUCUCAGUGUUCUUUUUGCCUCCCAGAUAAACUGCCUUUGCACCGUUAGCCCAAAUCCAGCUGAUCUCAGUUCAGCCGUUAUGUCCGUUUCUGCCUUUUCCGUACCAGGGACUCCUGGUGUUGAACAGGGAGCGUCCUGAUCUCACCUGCUCUACCUGCCUGCUCUGGCUGGGAACCAAAUGUCCUUCAGACCUUCUGCUUGUGCUGGUUUACUAGUGAAAUAUAGUGGAGGUGGAUUUUGGGAUGUAGCAGCUGACUGGUACUCGACAGGGAUUGGUACUCCUGCUUCGGUCUUUAAAUUUUUUUCUUUUGAAAUGUACCCUUCUCUCCUCUGCUUCUCAAAGUCUCACUGUUGAUUGGUCGAGCUCUUGUCAUGGCAGAUCGGAGGGGGAUUAGUGUGAGAAAGUCGCCACCAGGAGGUCCGUUUAGUGUUGAUAAAUGUUGCUACGUUUUAGCAGCUCACAUUCUGGAAAUGUUGCACGAAUGGACAUCUGACUGGUGAGCAGAACAUUUCAUCUCAAUCACUGGAUGCAAACUAAAAAGUGUGUAACGAACUCGUUGACAUUCGUAGCUAGUGAAUAUUUAGUUUCUUUCAGUCAUCUAUGAAGGUACAUUCAAUAGCUUUGGCUUUUGGAUGAUUGGGUCAAGAAAAACGUUUUUUAUUUACCAAACAAUUAAUCAAGAAAAUUAUUAAUGAACGUGAUCUCUAGUUGCUGCCCUGAAAUCAAAAUUUUUAUUGAAAUCAGGAAACGUGCUAGAAAAUGCCAGACUUCCUGUAUUCUGCCGUGACACCAGAUGAUUCCUGGAAGCAGGAGAGAGGCGCGUUUUGAAGAGUGUCGACCUGCUGCAAAG
Messenger RNA from Perca fluviatilis (European perch), 3917 nucleotides. RefSeq names its product mitogen-activated protein kinase kinase kinase 2 (gene map3k2). Gene Ontology annotation, biological process: protein phosphorylation. The transcript has 17 exons. Gene Ontology annotation, molecular function: ATP binding; protein binding; protein kinase activity. The coding region runs from base 369 to 2312 and encodes 647 amino acids. NCBI's taxonomy places the organism in Eukaryota, Metazoa, Chordata, Actinopteri, Perciformes, Percidae. The record is from RefSeq and is a predicted model, not a curated record.